Ahaetulla prasina is the source of this 1384-nucleotide messenger RNA. RefSeq names its product structure-specific endonuclease subunit SLX4-like. The coding region runs from base 30 to 590 and encodes 186 amino acids. NCBI's taxonomy places the organism in Eukaryota, Metazoa, Chordata, Lepidosauria, Squamata, Colubridae. The transcript is spliced from 2 exons. The record is from RefSeq and is a predicted model, not a curated record.
CGGAAAGCAGCUACGCAGGCGCCACCAAAAUGGGCGACUCUGAGGAUGAAUUUCGGUGGCGGGAUCCGCUGGGGCGGCGGCGGGGGGAAGCGGCGCGCGGGAUAGGCACAGGCGCUGCUCCCGCCGCCGCCCCGUCCCCCGUCCCCCCAGAGCGCGGACUGAAGCGAGGCGGUGCCCCUCGGCUGCCCGGGAGGAAGAGGCGGCGGGAGGCGGACGGAGAGCCGCUGGUGGUUCCGGCCAAGUCCCGCUCGGAGGCCGGGCCAGGCGGGAGGCGGCCCAGGGCUGAGACGAAGGGCCACGGGAGGCCGCCGCCCCCGCUGCUGCUUCAAGGGCCGGAGGACGCCAGCCGCGGACUCGAGGCCCGGGCGGCCCUACUGCUUUUGGAGGCCCCGGCCGCGCCCCGCACGCCCCCGCUGCCCACCAGCCGCUGGAAAGGGGCCCCGGCUAAUGCGAGGCCGGGCUGGCUGUGGGAGCUGAGCUCGUUGACGGGCACCCCGGCCGUAGCUCCUUGGGAGGCCGAUCAGGUGCGUGGCUGCGGCGAAGCGUCGGGCUCUUCUCCGGGGUCCUCCCUUCCCCUUGGGGGCAGCUGAGCCGUCGCUCUUUUGCGGCGUUUCUGUCCCCGGAGCAUCCCGAGGCCGAGUUCGCCUUCAAUCCAAAGGACAGCAUCACUGCUCCCACUGAGAGCAAUGUUCUUCACAUUAUAGGUGAGUUAGAAAUACACACAGUAAUCAUGUGUCAAUAUGUCACCUCUUGUGUGUGGCCCGGGCCACACAUGAAUUUACUAGGCUUAUAUACUGUUUGUUGUCCAGCCGCAUGCCUUUCUGAAUAAUUAUAUUUAAAAAUAUUACAUUAAAAAUCAACAUAACACAAACACACACGUACACAAACAUAGAGAUACACACGCACAUAUAUAUAACUCACACACAUAUAGUAUACUUAAGCCUAAACUGUGCAUAGGGACUACCCAGACGGCUGAAAAAAGUGAUUUCUGACAGGUUCUCACACUUUUGACCAGUCCUCACACUUAUGACCGGUCAUCAUUUAUGCCUGUUGCAGCAUUUUGUGCAUAAGGACUACUCAGAGGGCUGAAAAAGUUAUUUUUGACCUGUCCUCACACUUUUGACUGGUCCUCACACCUACAACUAUCUUUACAUUUUGCACCCUAUCUUGUAACCGUGGUGAAGAGAAGCAGUUGUGAAAUGAGUGAUAUGGUUGUUAAAAAUGCUGCAAUGGGCAUAAAUGUGAGGAUGGUCAUAAGUGUGAGGACUGGUCAAAAAUUACUUUUUUUAGCCCUCUGAGUAGUUUCUAUGCCCAUAGCCACAUCCACUCAGUCACAUGAGCAGUUAGCCAUGCCCACCAGUCACAUGACCACCAAGCCACACCC